This is a messenger RNA of Myotis davidii, 2200 nucleotides long. RefSeq names its product neurotrophic tyrosine kinase, receptor, type 1 (gene NTRK1). Gene Ontology annotation, cellular component: plasma membrane; signaling receptor complex; axon. NCBI's taxonomy places the organism in Eukaryota, Metazoa, Chordata, Mammalia, Chiroptera, Vespertilionidae. Gene Ontology annotation, molecular function: neurotrophin binding; transmembrane receptor protein tyrosine kinase activity; ATP binding. The record is from RefSeq and is a predicted model, not a curated record. Bases 1 to 2181 code for a protein of 726 amino acids. Gene Ontology annotation, biological process: cellular response to nerve growth factor stimulus; cell surface receptor protein tyrosine kinase signaling pathway; positive regulation of kinase activity. The transcript is spliced from 17 exons.
AUGCAGGGACGGACAGGCGAGAAGGUGUCUGAGUCAGGGGCCAUCUCUGGAAGUUACUUGAACAGCCUGCGCUACAUCGAGAAUGAGCAGCAUCUGCAGCGUCUGGAGCCCAAUCACCUGAGGGGCCUGGGGGAGCUGAGAAACCUCACCAUCGUGAAGAGCGGCCUCCGGAGCGUGGCGCCAGAUGCCUUCCACUUCACCCCUCGGCUCAGUCGCCUGAAUCUCUCCUUCAAUGCUCUGGAGUCUCUCUCCUGGAAAACCGUCCAGGGCCUCUCCUUACAGGAACUAGUCCUGUCUGGGAACCCUCUGCUCUGCUCCUGUGCCCUGCGCUGGCUGCAGCGCUGGGAGGAGGAGGGACUGGGCGGCGUCCAGAAGCUGCAGUGUCUCGGGCAGGAGUCCUUUGCCCACAUGUCCAACACCAGCUGUGGCGUGCCCAUGCUGAAGGUCCAGAUGCCCAAUGCCUCCGUGGAUGUGGGGGACGACGUGUUGCUGCAGUGCCAGGUGAAGGGGCAGGGCGUGAAGGAGACCGGCUGGAUCGUCACAGAGUUGGAGGAGUCGGCCACGGUGAUGCAAUCUGGGAAUCUGACAUCUCUGAGGCUGACCCUGGCCAACGUUACCAGUGACCUCAACAGAAAGAAUGUGACAUGCUGGGCGGAGAACGAGGUGGGCCGGGCAGAGGUCUCUGUCCAGGUCAACGUCUCCUUCCCGGCCAGCGUGCAGCUGCAUGAGGCAGUGGCGUUUCAUCAAUGGUGCAUCCCCUUCUCGGUGGAUGGGCAGCCGGCACCCUCUCUUCGCUGGCUCUUCAAUGGCUCCGUGCUCAAUGAGACCAGCUUCAUCUUCACCGAGUUCCUGGAGCCGGCAGCCAAUGAGACUGUGCGACAUGGGUGCCUGCGCCUCAACCAACCCACACACAUCAACAAUGGCAACUACACGCUGCUGGCCACCAACCCCUCAGGCCGGGCCUCCGCCUCCAUCAUGGCUGCCUUCAUGGACAACCCUUUCGAGUUCAACCCCGAGGACCCCAUUCCUGUCUCCUUCUCGCCAGUGGACACGAACAGCACGUCGGGAGACCCGGUGGAGAAGAAGGAUGAGACGCCGUUUGGGGUCUCAGUGGCUGUGGGCCUGGCGGUCUUUGCCUGCCUCUUCCUUUCUACGCUGUUCCUUGUGCUCAAUAAAUGUGGACGGAGGAACAAGUUUGGGAUCAACCGCCCUGCUGUGCUGGCUCCAGAAGACGGACUGGCCAUGUCCCUGCAUUUCAUGACAUUGGGUGGCAGCUCCUUGUCCCCCACUGAGGGCAAAGGCUCCGGGCUCCAAGGCCACAUUAUCGAGAACCCACAAUACUUCAGUGAUGCCUGUGUCCGUCACAUCAAGCGCUGCGACAUCGUACUCAAGUGGGAGCUGGGCGAGGGCGCCUUUGGGAAGGUCUUCCUUGCGGAGUGCCACAGCCUGCUGCCGGAGCAGGACAAGAUGCUGGUGGCCGUGAAGGUGCUGAAGGAGGUGUCCGAGAGCGCACGGCAGGACUUCCAGCGCGAGGCCGAGCUGCUCACCAUGCUGCGGCACCAGCACAUCGUGCGCUUCUUUGGCGUCUGCACCGAGGGCCGCCCGCUGCUCAUGGUCUUCGAGUACAUGCGGCACGGGGACCUCAACCGCUUCCUCCGGUCCCACGGGCCUGAUGCCAAGCUGCUGGCUGGCGGGGAGGACGUGGCUCCGGGGCCCCUGGGCCUGGGGCAGCUGCUGGCUGUGGCCAGCCAGGUCGCUGCGGGGAUGGUGUACCUGGCGGGGCUGCACUUCGUGCACCGGGACCUGGCCACGCGCAACUGUUUGGUGGGUCAGGGUCUGGUGGUUAAGAUCGGCGAUUUCGGCAUGAGCCGGGACAUCUACAGCACCGACUACUAUCGCUUCACCACCGAGAGCGACGUGUGGAGCUUCGGCGUGCUGCUCUGGGAGAUCUUCACCUACGGCAAGCAGCCCUGGUACCAGCUCUCCAACAACGAGGCGAUUGAGUGCAUCACUCAGGGACGGGAGCUGGAGCGGCCCCGGGCCUGCCCGCCGGAGGUCUAUGCCAUCAUGCAGGGCUGCUGGCAGCGGGAGCCCCAGCAACGCCACAGCAUCAAAGACGUGCACGCCAGGCUGCAAGCCCUGGUCCAGGCGCCUCCCGUCUACCUGGACGUCCUGGGCUAGAGGGCUGGCCAGGGGCUGG